UACUUUCCUCCGGAGCCAGUUUAGAAGGAGAAGAAGAAGAAUAUAGGACAACAUCGAUGAGAGAAUCGUAAAACUCAUAACGAAAGUUUAAAAACGAAAAGCAUAAAUACGCUCUCACGUUUUAAGGGAGAUCUUUGACAUGUCAUUCGCGAGUGUAAUGUUCGUGUGAUAAUAACAACAAAUAUAAUAACGAGCGUUGUUUAUUUAUUUAACAGUAAUACUAAAAGGAAGAUAUCGUUGAUCAGUGAGCGUCUAAGUCUAAGCAAAUCUUGAAAUUCCAAAUUUCAAAAAAUUCACCAAACGUACUUAAUCAACUGCCCUGCAACAAUCUUAUUUGGCUCGAAUUUCCUCAGUGUGAAAAGUCUUUAUUGCCAAUUAAAUAUUAUGGAAAACAUCGCUAGAGAAUACCUCUUCUACUACAAGAUCAUAUCUUCUGCAAUGUAAAGCAGCAAUUAAAUUAUAACUACGCCAAGAAAACAUGUGCAGAUGUUACGGAGUACUCUUAGGUGGAUGACAGGUCUUUCAGGGAUGGAUUCCGGUAAGAAAGUAGAAGCAACUACUAGCAGUCAGCGCACUGUCGCAGAAUCUGGAAGUUCAGACUCUAUAGAGGUAGACAAUUCACAUACAGUUCUACUAAAGAUAGCAACACUAUAUGCUGAACGUCUUAUGAAUGAUAUUUGCCUUGUUGUUGAUGGUGUGGAAUAUCCAGCACAUCGACUUAUACUUUGUGCUUCUAGUGACGUUUUCCAAGUGAUGCUAAUGAGCCCACAAUGGAGUGAAUCUCAGGAAAGCAGGGUAACUCUCCAGGAGACGCCCCAAUGCGCACCAAUAUUCAGCGAAUUCCUACGUUACUUUUACACUGGCCAAAUAAGAAUCAACUACAGUGUCGUGCUGCCGAUACUAUCCUUAGCCGAUAAGUACAACGUGAAAGAUCUGAUAUCGUUGUGCCUUGACUACAUGCAGAACCACAUCGCACUGGCUGCCAUACAUGGCACUCUAGUGUCCUGGCUGCAGUACACAUCCAAUUGCGGUCAUCAGAGCAUUAGCCAUACGUGCCAAAACUUCGUCAAGUGGAAUCUGGAGCUCGUGGCGAAGACUCCGGACUUUGGUAACUUCGAUCUGGAUAUCCUGGUAUCGCUGUUGCACCAGAGUAGCUUAGUUGUAAAGGACGAGAUGACGCUCUACAAGUGCCUAGAAUCGUGGCUGGAUCAUCAGGCAUAUCGAUUAAAGGCACAGCUGUCGGCGGACGAGCUGGAGGCUACGCUUCAUCAACUGGUAAUAGCCGUGAUGUCACCCGUGAGAUUUCCGAUGAUGUCACCGCGGCAAUUGGCUGACCUACUGUUGUCCCCGUUGACGAAAAAGUACAAAGAGUUCUUCGUGGAACGCAUGUCGAUCGGCAUGUCUUUUCAUUCAGGUCACACCGAGAGGGUGAGAGAAGUGAGCUUGAGCGAAGAGGAUGGCGCGUUGCUGUUCGAGCCGCGGCUCUACACAGUCGAUACAUGCAGCUCGCUGCUGACCAUCGAGAACUUUCACGGGUUACCAUCCUACCACACGAGAACACUCGUGUUCUCCAGCCACUCGAGUUUAGCGGAGUACGCGGGCGACAGAGCGUGCGAAUGGGUCGUGGAUAUCUAUCCGAAAGGUGUAUGGUUCAAGAAGUUUUUCCUCAUAGUGUGGCAGGGAACGGUGGAGAUGCCGGAGCACGUGAAACGAUCGGUGAGACUGUCGUUGACCUGUAAGGAACCGCCGGUGAACAGCAAUAUGCGCGUGAAAAUAGGUGUGCUGAUCUACGGCUUGCAAGAUGGCGUCGAACACAUCGCUCGAAUAACCGAGAUCAUACACAGGUUCAGUAGGAAGGACCGCGUCCUCAAUCUGGACGAUCUCCUGCCGUUCGAGGAGCUCAAUCCGCAGCAGGGAUCGAUGCCGGAAAAUGUGGUGUCUCCCUUCCUCGUGGGCCCCAAUAAGGACAUGCUCAAGCUGCACAUCGUUAUAUCGCCAGCCAAUUAGCAUUUAUAAAUAUAGCUUACAAUAUACAGUUGCGUCACUAACUAAGUAUUACACAUCGGAGGAAUGUUCUCGUUCUGCUUGCGUCACAUAGAACUUGAACAAAGGCGCUACCAGAAAGAAACCUGAGAGUAGCUCCCGCGGGCCGUUUACGAGCUAGCCCAAGGCUUCUGUGUGGCGCCGCGAAAUUCAUCUCUUUCGAGUCAAUCGUGCGAUUAACGAAUCCCUUAUUCUUUCUCUUCUCCGAUAGCGAGUAUUUUCUGAACGUGCGCUGAGUAACUAUGAGAGAAUAAUAUCGGCGUGAGGUACUUGAUGUGCAAUUUCUUCGCGCAUUUCCGUGAGACGAGCUCGCUUCCGUAGAUUCGCGAGGUUCGAGAGACCGACUGUCAAAACACUGUUCAUGUGAUACCGAGUAACAUCCUGAUGAAGUAUAUUACAUCGCGAGUGUAACAUAUCACGUGCAAUAUACUUCAGAGAAUGACAGUAGCCCCCGCUGCCACGCUGUGAUCGUGACUCUGAUUCUUUGAUGCGUAAACUCCAAUUUCUGCGAUUUCGCCGACGGCUGUGUGACGUGUGUGUGUGUAUAUAUGUGUGUGUGUGUGUGUGUGUGUGUGUAUGUGUGUAUGUGUAUGCAUAUAAGUGUGUAUAUGUUUGUACGUGUAUAUGUGUGUAUACCCGAGAUACGAGCAUUAUUUUAUCUCGCAAAAAAUCGUUGACGCUAUCAUAAAAUAUGUGACAAUGCAGAAUGCGUGUGGACACUUAAUGUAACAUAGAUGUACGUAUCGAUAUAGGCUUGCUCGUUAAUCUCAAACCGCAGUCUGGUAUUACAAGUUUCUGACAAAUAGUGCAAUCGUCGAUAUUGUUUCAAGGAGAUAUGAUAUAGCGAGAGUUCCUCCUCGUAUACCUCGUGUGCGAAGUUUGCAGAAAUGUCGCCGCGUCUCGUUGAAAGUAGCAAGAAAGAGAGGAGGAGGAAGAGGCAGGAAGUUUCUUAGCCGGAGCAGCUUUCAGUUUCUCACGCAUCUACUAGUAGUACAGUUUACCCUAGGCGUCACAAUUUCGAGAUACGGCGCGCGUCUGCGAAUUUCACGGCGAAUUUCUGCCGCAUAUUUUCUUUUCUUACUACCUUUUUGUACGACGAGUAGACAAUUCGGCGACGAGAGUCGCGUCGACAAUUUGCGGCCCAUUAUUUGCGUCGCCGCUAUGUGUUCCUGCAUUGACGAUUGACAUUUAAUUUAAAUCUAUUGACGUUGGAUCCCCGACGAAAUAACACGAGACUCUGAAUAAAUUAUAUAAUAUAUCAAGUGAGCGUUUGC
Harpegnathos saltator (Jerdon's jumping ant) is the source of this 3317-nucleotide messenger RNA. It is a transcript of the gene Tango10, whose product is annotated as transport and golgi organization 10. Gene Ontology annotation, molecular function: protein binding. NCBI's taxonomy places the organism in Eukaryota, Metazoa, Arthropoda, Insecta, Hymenoptera, Formicidae. Bases 487 to 2007 code for a protein of 506 amino acids. The record is from RefSeq and is a predicted model, not a curated record. The transcript is spliced from 4 exons.